This is a messenger RNA of Fusarium oxysporum Fo47, 921 nucleotides long. RefSeq lists its product as uncharacterized. The record is from RefSeq and is a predicted model, not a curated record. The transcript has a single exon. Gene Ontology annotation, molecular function: protein binding. Bases 1 to 921 code for a protein of 306 amino acids. NCBI's taxonomy places the organism in Eukaryota, Fungi, Ascomycota, Sordariomycetes, Hypocreales, Nectriaceae.
AUGUCGACCAACCCUAGAAGCCGUAGCCUGCUGGAACUUCCAGUUGACGUGAUGCUGUGCAUCCUAGAUCACGCGGAGCUUCACGCCUUGUUCUUCCUUUCACAGACCUGCAAGACCAUGCAACGCCUAGCGAAGAGGGACUUCCGCACCAUGGCCAACACCAACGUUGAAGGCAAAGUCGACUUCUUGCUUGGUCUCGCAUACGUACUGCCGGACCUCUAUUUCUGCAGGCAGUGCUGUAAGCUUCACACGGUCAACCGUCCCCCCACCUCAGUAAUACCCCUUCUGUGCCGGGAUAACUCGAUCAACCAUCGGUGCAGUUGGAUCAGCUACGAUGUUCAACACCAGCACGUUCAACUUGCCCUAAAAUAUAACCGCCUUGGGGAAUUGUAUAGAGAUGCACUUGUACUGAUUAUGCAGCCUUAUUACAAGUCAUGCUUCGGCAGCUAUUGGGGAUCAUACGUGAGCUUCUCUGCCACGCCCGAGAUUCAAAGUGGUCGUUUUCUCCUACAUGAAAAAUGGCACCUCAACGCCAACCUCGAUCCGUCGCCCUGGCGCUCGAAUGUUUACAUCCCUAUCUGCAACCACCUGGACUUUAUGGGUCGUAAGCCGCUCGCUCGUCCCAUUGGGAGGUUACAGGGUGCAUCAUGGUCUUUAAUACGCCAUGUAACGGGAUUUGAGGAUUUGAAACAGGAACCAAGGCGCUCACCUCGUGGUUCUUGCAAAGUAUGCUUGACAAGUUACGAUUGCAGUGUCUCCAAAGCAAACGGAGUUAUUAUAAAUGCAACGCAUGACUACGGUUCAUUCAGUUCACUGGAUGAGUGGAAGAGGCGCCGUCGAAUAAGACACGGAGUUUGGAUUUCAAGCACGACGGACUUCGUUUUCGUCGAAAACGUUUCGGGAGAGUUUGACGCUCACUGA